GACAGCGGUCAGAAUCAUAAGGAGUAUUUGCUAAUCCUUGUUUCAUUUUAUGUGCUGCGUAGACCCGCUCGGCAAUUUUUUACGGGUGACAGCGCUCACAGAGCGAGAAUGUCGAUCGCAUAUUUCAUCGAUUCUCAGCGGCUGCGAGGCUCAUGGCGCAGAAAAAUGGCUUGAAUUCUCAUACGAAAACCGGUCCUUUGAUUGAUGAUCCCCUUCUUCGUUCUCAACGAGUGCAGUUCACUACUAGUAGUGAUGAAAAAAUUGAUUUAGAAGCUGUUUUUCAGGAUACUCUUCCAUCAGGAUCUCAACUAGGUACAGUGAUAGGGAUUCAUGGUGCUCCUGGCUCUCACAAAGACUUCAAGUAUGUCAUGCCGUUCGUGCGAGAGAAAGGCAUUCGAUUCAUCGCCGUCAAUAUGCCAGGCUUUGGAUUGACUCCUGAUGACCCUCGUUUGAAAUACGACAACGUUGAAAGGGAUGACUUCGUCCAUCAACUGCUAGCUACGCUUGGAAUCUCUAGUCGAGUGGUCAUGAUGGGACAUAGCAGAGGCUCAGAAAAUGCUAUAAAAGUCGCUGCUAGGAAUACGGAUAAAGUGUGUGGAUUAGUUUUACUGAAUCCAACCGGACUACGGCCUCACAAGGGAAUCAGACCACUCUGGGUGAUAAAACUUUUCAUGUGGUUUUACUCCCUUGGUCCAAUCGCGGAAAUGAUCCUUAAUCCUGUUGUGAAAUUUUUGACCAAUAAUGUGUUUGGCUAUCGGAUAGACACUGGAAGGAGAGCAGCGAUGUGCACACAAACCGUGUGCAAUCUAGAAUUUGCCAGUUUAUUACCAAGUAUCAAUACUAUUAAUGAGGCAAAGAAUGUUCGGGUGCUUGUCGCUUACUCUGGGAAAGAUAAACUCAUAGAGACAGGCGUAUCGCAGGAAUUAGCAAACUCCUUUCACGAUCGCAAAGAGCUGACCUGCAAAGAUAGAACUAAUGAAGCCGAAAAGGAAUCAAUCAAACGAUUAAGAAACCUGUUUUCUAUAGGAACAAAAGCAGUAUCUAUAAACUUUGAAGAAGAUGGUCACUUCCUUCAGCGGGAUCGUGCUUCCUUCAUUGCAGAAAGCAUAGAAGCACUGUUACAGACGACACUAAGUAUCGUUCCCUUGUUAGAAAGGUGGGACCCUGUUCUCUUAGCUCCACAUAAAACCUUGUCUGGCAGGGCGAACACGAUGGGAGAAUGAAUGCCAGUGAAAACGCGUAUGCAACGGAAAUGUGCAUUUCAUAAGAAUGCUAUACAAUGCCAUUACCGCAUCAUCUUGUAUCCCAUUGUUAACAAGCUCACAUUGUGGGAAGGUGCUAUCAAAGUAUCCUCAAUGAAUCCUUUUGUCCUAACGUUAGUUGAUAGCGUGAGCUUCUAAACCAACAAUGAAACCUGUACCACAUUAUUUUUUAUCAGCUUCACAAAGGUUAGCUCCUUUUGCAUCUCAUUAUGGCACUCUAUCGAAAUCUUCAAAAACAAUACUCCUUCUUCAUUGCCCU
Cylicocyclus nassatus is the source of this 1521-nucleotide messenger RNA. The record is from the annotation of a GenBank genome assembly. NCBI's taxonomy places the organism in Eukaryota, Metazoa, Nematoda, Chromadorea, Rhabditida, Strongylidae.